Molecule: messenger RNA, 1323 nt
Organism: Durusdinium trenchii
Lineage: Eukaryota; Dinophyceae; Suessiales; Symbiodiniaceae
Source: the annotation of a GenBank genome assembly
AUGACCGAGAGCGACAGCCCCACCUUGUCUAUGCUGGAGAAGGCCAUCAUGCGAUGCGCAAGACGCAGGCCAUCCAUGGAGUUGAAGGAGGAUCCUCAAGAGGUGAGCCAACUGCCAGUCUUUCUGGGAAAUCGCCAGGUGCUUUCGCGCCAGCCACCUGUCCCAAGGGAGAAGACGGAGAAGACCAAGUGGGCAUGUAUGGUGGACACUGACAGUCCGAGCUCAGGGUCCGGUGAGCCAUGUCCCGAGCCUAGCCCAGCGCACACUGCAGCGAGUGAAAGAUCCCUCGAUGAGCAGUUUGAACGCAAUGCCGAGAAGAUGGAAAGCUACAAGGCGCCACGUAGACCGUGCUUUAAGAAGCCGACGCGGGAGGCACGGCUGCGACAGCUGAAGCAGGAGGUUCGAGAAUUCUGCGCCCUCUCCUUCGAUGAGGUGGAUCCUUUCCAGCAACAAGGUUUGACUUGUCGCAUGCUCGCAUUCCUCAAGAGUUUGAGCCGAGUUUUGACUUGGCAAGAAGGCGAAGUCCGUGGGGAGAUGCCAGCCUAUGAGAUGCUGGCUGUGCCAAAGGUGGACAUGCAGAUGUUCAACGUCGUCAGUUCCAAGGCGGAUGAGCUCAUCGAGAAGCACCGCUUCCGCCAGGCCUAUGAGCUGUUGUGCCGGAUGCGGCCCUGCUUUGAACCUGACGAAGGUGCAGCGGGCACAGUGACACAGGCUGAGUCUAGCCCUAAAAAGAAGGUGGCUGAGGUGGUUCCUUCCAGGCCUGCUGUCUCAGCGCCGCAGUGCCAGGAGAUUGCGCCAUGCCCACAGAGUGAAGCCAAAGCUGCCGUGCCAGAGGCGACGAGUCCGGCGAUCCAUCGCGGCGUUCCCCCAUCGGCCCGCCUGCCGUCGACCAGCGCAGGAGAAACGAAAGCCAAAGCGGCAGGUCGUCAUGAGAAGAGUGCGGCGGGACAAGGAGGUGGAAAGUACCUUUGCCGUGUGAAAGUGGGCAUCGAAGAGGAUGUGACAUUUCAGGUCUGCCGGCGCAUCAUCGGUCCUGGUGGCGAGAACAUGAAACGCAUCAUCGAAUCGACCGGAAAUGGAUCAGUGAAGAUCCGUUUGAGAGGCCGAGGAUCUAAGUAUUUGGAAGGCCCAGAACACAAGGAGUCGAAUGAUGACCUGAUGCUUUGCGUCAGUGCCACCAACAGGCGCUCCUUUGAGAAGGCUGCGAGCCUUGUUGAAGGUCUCAUCACUUCGGUGCAGCAGGACUAUGUGGCUUUUUGCCAGGCACGGCGCUUGCCGGUGCCAUCCUUGUCGGUGCGGCGUGAGGCCCAGCGCUCCCGCUGA